This is a messenger RNA of Penicillium paradoxum, 3225 nucleotides long. It is a transcript of the gene treA, whose product is annotated as alpha,alpha-trehalase treA. Gene Ontology annotation, biological process: trehalose catabolic process. The coding region runs from base 1 to 3225 and encodes 1074 amino acids. The transcript is spliced from 4 exons. The record is from RefSeq and is a predicted model, not a curated record. Lineage: Eukaryota; Fungi; Ascomycota; Eurotiomycetes; Eurotiales; Aspergillaceae. Gene Ontology annotation, cellular component: fungal-type cell wall. Gene Ontology annotation, molecular function: alpha,alpha-trehalase activity; carbohydrate binding.
AUGCAGUUAAAGUCCCUCACAUGCGCGGUCUUGCCGCUGCUUUUGAACCUUGCCAGUGGCGCUCCCAACAAUCGUAUCAUCAGAAGUCUCAGAGCACAUACUGGUCCUAGCUCUGCAGCCAAUUUCAGCAACAAUGUGUACCAAACUGGCUUUGACAACGUGACCUGGGACGAAGAUAAUUGGCUUCUAAGCACAACCAUAUUAGAACAGGGUCGCUUUGAAUCCCGAGGAUCUGUCGCGAACGGAUAUUUGGGUAUCAAUGUUGCCAGUGUUGGUCCUUUCUUUGAAAUUGAUAGUCCCGAUGAUAUCAACGGCUGGCCGCUUUUCUCUACCCGCCAGACCUUUGCAACGGUCAGCGGGUUCUUCGAUUCGCAGCCGACCACAAAUGGCAGCAACUUUCCCUGGCUGUCCCAGUACGGCGGCGACAGUGUGAUCAGUGGUGUGCCUCAUUGGGCGGGUAUUAUCUUGGAUCUUGGGGAUGGUACUUAUCUGGACGCAAAGGUAGAUAACGAGACCAUCUCCAAUUUCCGAACAACAUACGACUUCAAAGCAGGAAUCUUGGCCUGGUCUUAUAAAUGGACGCCUGGGGGGAACAAGGGAUCUUACCAGAUCACCUACCGUCUUCUUGCACACAAGCUGUACAUCAACCAGGCCGUGGUAGAUAUGGAGAUUGUUCCCUCCAAAGAAGCAAAGGCGAGCAUCGUCAAUGUGCUUGAUGGAGCCUCUGCGGUUCGCACAGACUUCGUGGAGACUGGCCAAGAGAAUGGUGCGAUAUUCUCGGCAGUGAGGCCGAAUGGUAUUGGUAAUGUUACGGCCUAUGUUUACGCGAACGUCACUGGGUCAUCUAAUGUCGAUAUUUCCUCGCGCAAGAUUGUCUCCAACAAGCCAUAUGUCCAUUCUAAUAAAUCCUCCAUUGCGCAAGCUAUGGAUGUGACUUUCAAGCCCGGUCAGGUUGUUCACGUCACCAAAUAUGUCGGGGUAGCUUCUACGGAUGCUUUUGAUGAUCCAAAACAAACAGCCAAGAAGGCUGUUUCCACCGCCAUGAAAAAUGGCUAUGCCCAGUCUGUGAGAACCCAUAUCAUGGAAUGGGCCAGUGUUAUGCCUGAAGGCUCUGUUGAUCACUACGCUUUCCCGAACGGAACCUUGCCCGCAGAUACCACUAUCAUCGAUACUGCAGUGAACUCUGUGGUUAACACUUAUUAUCUGCUGCAGAAUACCGUUGGGAAAAAUGCCAUCAACAACACUUCAGGAGCACCGGUCAAUGUGGACAGUAUCUCAGUUGGUGGCUUGACAUCUGACUCCUAUGGUGGUCAAGUAUUCUGGGAUGCCGAUGUGUGGAUGCAACCAGGUCUUGUUGCCUCUCACCCAGAAGCGUCUCAGCGGUUCACCAACUUCCGUGUGGGCCAAUAUGCCCAAGCACAGGAAAACGUUAAGACUGCGUACUCUGGAUCUCAGAAUCAGACACAUUUCAGUUCGUCGGCUGCAAUUUAUCCCUGGACUAGUGGCCGUUUUGGAAACUGCACAGCCACCGGCGCUUGCUGGGAUUACCAGUAUCACUUGAAUGGAGAUAUUGGAAUCUCCCUAGUCAACCAAUGGGUAACAAGUGGCAAUACAAAACUCUUCAAGGAGAAGCAUUUCCCAAUCUAUGAUUCCGCGGCUACACUCUUUUCGAAUCUGCUAGUUCGGAAUGGCUCACAUUGGACAUUGACUAACAUGACAGACCCUGACGAGUAUGCCAACAACGUUGAUGCAGGUGGCUUCACAAUGCCGCUGAUUGCUGAUACACUCCAACAUGCAAACACCUUCCGUAAAGACUUUGGAUUGGAAGAGAAUGCGACCUGGGAUCAAAUGGCUGAUAACGUCUUAAUCCUGCGCGAAAACGAUGUGACUCUCGAGUUCACUACAAUGAAUGGAAGCGCUGUAGUCAAGCAAGCUGAUGUGGUUAUGGUCACUUUUCCCCUGGGUUAUACAGCGAACUAUACCUCCGAAAACUCACUGAAUGAUUUGGACUAUUAUGCCGCCAAACAAUCCGCUGAUGGACCUGCCAUGACCUGGGCUAUCUUUUCUGUUGUCGCGAAUGAGAUGGCCCCCUCUGGCUGCUCAGCAUACACCUAUGCUCAAUACUCCUACAAGCCUUAUACCCGCGCGCCAUUUUUUCAACUAUCGGAGCAGAUGGUAGACAAUGCUACCAUCAAUGGUGGAACGCACCCAGCGUAUCCAUUUUUGACUGGUCAUGGUGGCGCCAACCAGGUUGCUAUAUAUGGCUAUCUUGGCUUGCGGCUGGUACCAGAUGACAUCCUUCAUGUGGAUCCGAACUUGCCUCCUCAGAUUCCAUACUUGAGAUAUCGCACCUUCUACUGGCGCGGGUGGCCUAUUUCAGCAUGGUCAAACUACACGCACACGACCAUCAGCCAUGCCACGGGGUCUGCUCCAUUGGAUACUGCUGAUCAACGAUUUGCCAACAAAACAAUCACAAUUCACUCUGGCCCAGAGGCCGAUGCCACUAUUUAUCGCCUACCUUCCAAAGGCUCCAUUGUCAUUCCUAACCGACAGAUUGGAUCCGAGAAUACCGUGGAAGGUAAUCUCGUGCAGUGCCAGGCUGUCACCUCUUCAAAUGCAUUUGAGCCUGGCCAAUUCCCAAUUUCUGCGGUGGAUGGCGCAGCAUCUACAAAGUGGCAACCCUCAUUGGCGGCCGAUGUCAGCGCUGUAACAGUGUCUUUCGAAGAGGAGGCCGGUGCUAUGGUGUCAGGAUUCUACUUUGACUGGGCACAGGCACCUCCUGUCAAUGCCACAGUGAUUUUCCACAACGUGACGUUGAAGAAUCCUUCCAGUGCGCUUUCCGCUCAAAGCCCAGACUACACAGUUGUUCACAGCAUGACAAACAUCAUUCAAUCAAAUCCCUACGACUCCGAUACUACAAAUCUCGAUGUCAUUGCUAUCCCCACUGGCAAUACAACGAAUGUGACUUUGUCAUCUCCCGUACGAGCAGCACGCUAUGCAUCUCUACUUAUUGUGGGCAACCAAGCCCUAGACUCCGUUGAUGUUGAAGCCAGGAACGGAACUGGUGCGACUGUUGCCGAAUGGGCCAUUAUCGGGCAAGACAAGGAGCGCAGUUCUUCCUCAGCCACUAAACCAAAGAGAAAGAUCGACGUGCGUUUUGCAGCGGCCGUAUCGGAGACUGAUCCUUUCAUGAGGCGGCGUCGGCAAUUUUUAUCUCGGCUUUAA